Messenger RNA from Harmonia axyridis, 4545 nucleotides. Its product is annotated as eukaryotic translation initiation factor 4E transporter-like. Gene Ontology annotation, biological process: negative regulation of translation. The record is from RefSeq and is a predicted model, not a curated record. Gene Ontology annotation, cellular component: nucleus; cytoplasm. The transcript has 17 exons. The coding region runs from base 408 to 3770 and encodes 1120 amino acids. Lineage: Eukaryota; Metazoa; Arthropoda; Insecta; Coleoptera; Coccinellidae. Gene Ontology annotation, molecular function: mRNA binding.
GGGCAUCAACUGAGAUAUCGCUGUCUCUUUUCUACUUUCUACAUCAUAAAAUAUCAGAAAGAAAACGAAAAGGUUUAUGUAUAAUGGCGUUUGUUAAUAUUUUUGCCUUUUGAAGUUGAAAACGUUUCAAUAUUCGCGUUGAAUAGAUUUGUAUUAGCCUAACAUCAGUACAUAAUUUAAUUGUGCGUUCAACUGAAGUUUUUCGGUACUGAUAGCGCAGAUUUAUUUUACAUAAUAUGUGUAUGAUUGAGUUUUUGUUGUCAGAAAACCUUAACAGACUGUGAUAUUAAUAUUAGUUUUAUAAAGAAUAAGUUGCUUUAUAUACAAAAAUUUUUGAUUAUUUAUUGUACAUCUAGAAUAGGAAUAUAGUAGACUUUUUCAAGUGUAACCAAAGAUUGAGAUUCGACAUGUCACAGACAGAAGACGCUGAAAAUUUAGAUAAAUCUAAAAACACUCUCGAAGUUGUUGUAAAAGAAGAUGAACAUUUGAUUAGCAGCAUGGUGUUCGAGAAAAUAGAUAUCGACUCCCCAGAAUUUGCAGAUCCGGCUAUCUUGGCAGUUCGAGAUAGCCCUAAAUAUCGUUACUCAAAAGACGAGCUUAUAGGUUUGAAGGAGGUACCGCUUUCGAAGAAGAAACCAGACUUCCUGAACACGGAGUGUGUGCCUCCCAGCAUCUGGGACCCAGAACGUUGGAACGACCACAAAAAAAAUGCCACGCCCGCAGAAGGAGCGAGCGGCAACAAGGGCGACAUCUCAUUGCAGCCGGAGGGCAGACGAGGACGACCAAGCGAUCCCAGGGAGCGCAUUAGGAAGGAGAAUGAUGGCAUUGUGCUCAGCCCACAGCGGCGCAGCUUCAACACUGGAUGCUUCGUGCCAGUGAGGGAGCAACCCCACAACGGCAGACCUUCUGGACCAAGAGCUCAUAGUCCGAUAACCGGAUCGGCCACUAAAGGCGACAACGCCCACAUCAACUCGAGGGAUAUACAACAGAACAGUAACAGAAGGAUUGGCAGCGGCAGGAUAUUGAGGGACACAUGGGAUUUCAACGACAAGAAUGAGAAUGGAGACAACGAAUAUUAUCGAAAUCAAGAUGAUAGACGUACUUUCAGGAGAGAUUUUGAUGUUACUAGAGAUAAAGAUAAGCAGCAGAGGAACAAUAUGGGAAGGUUUGGUAAUAGAAGAAUAUCUGGAAGUGAGAAGGAUGAGGAGCCUGAAUGGUUUUCUGGCGGUCCUAUGUCUCAGAACGACACCAUCGAACUCAGAGGUUUUGAAGAGAGUGAUAAGGGCGGCAGUCACAAAAAGAAGCAGCAGUCAUCUUCGUCUCAGGCGAAGCGGGUUCGUGAAUGGGCGAAGAAGAAAAAUAGCAUCUCAGAGGAUAAGCUGGAGGAGGAGCAGGAUAAUGGACAGAAGCCUCGGAAUCAGGUAGAUACGAAAGAGGAAAAAGAGAAGAACUUCCAAGAAUGUGAAACGAACAACGGACAUCGGGCUGACCAUUUAGAGGAGAAUCAAGACCAGGAACAACAAAACGAUAAUGACAAAGAAAAUCGCCAGGGUCCACCUACAGCAGCUGGUGGAAUGGAAACUAUCAACGAAAAUUCAUUCAUUUUUGACGAUAUAUUCAAGUGUGAUUCCAUUCCUGGACUUCUAACGAAUGGCGUGGAAGGAUCUGCGGAUAACAACACAAAAUCAAAAUUCAGCCGCUGGUUCAAGCGUGAAUCCCCUGACAAGGCGUCCGAAAGCAGCAGACGGUCCUCCUUGCACGAAGAGCACAUUCUGAAAAACCUCUUGAACGACAUCAACGAACCGUCAUCGACCGUAGCUGUAAAUAUUCCCCAACUGGGCAGCUCGGAUUCCUACUUCGCUCCGAUAUCGCCGGCCGCAGUGAAUGCGGGCGGAGCCGUGAGCGAAACGGGUAAUCCGAAACCGGCCGCCAGUCAGGUUAACAUCGCCGACAUGUUUCAGAGGGGUAAGCAGGUGUUUGGUGCUAAGGAAGCACAUCAGCAAAACGAAAUGCUGAACAAUAUCAAAACACAGUUUCCUGGUAAAGUUCUUAGUUUGAAUGAACUGGAGUCCAACAUGAGAAAAGGUUUAGACAUAUCUACGAAUCAAAAUCAGAACAAAAACAAAAAAGACGAUGAUAUGGCUGCAUUCCGGAGAUUGUUGGCUCAAGUUUCUGGAGGACAAGUCAUUCCUGCAAAUGGGGCCAAUCAUCAAAAGAUGCCUGCUAUGAGUUUAAUGGAGAUGUUAUCCCAUUCGCAGCAACAGGAUGAAGCGCAAGCCCGUCUAAACUCACAGAAGUCGCAUCUGAUAGGUGGUGUGUCUAGCCCGAAGACUCCCUCUCUGAAUCCGUUGCAUAGCGAAUUCCUCUUGAAAAUGCAGCAGGCUCAGCAAGAGCAACAAGCGCACCUACAACGUCAGCAACAGCAACAGGCCAAUAUGUUGAACAAGCUUAUGGGUUUACAUUCUGGCACUUCCCACCUAAGAUCGUCCCCACUACAGGAACUUGCGCAGCAACAGAGUAAGGAAUUGUUGAGUCGGCCCGAAGCACAGGCGAUACUCCAAGGCAUGAAAAGAGGUGACAUAACACCCCAACACAUCUACCAGCAGUUAGCCAACCCUGCUCUUCAACCUAGGCAUCGCGAAAUGCUCAAUGCCAUUUUGCGAAUUCAAACGCUUGGGCCAAGUCCCCGGGUCCUCAGUCCUGUGCCGCCCUCCCACCAUAUGUUUCCACAACAACAGCAAUUACGAGUGUCCCCCCUACCAAACGCGAUGCACCAGCGAAUACCCUCGCCAAGAGAGCUGCAAGUACAUACACAGAGCAUAUUGCAGAGGGCGCUCAUUAAAAAGAGACUAGAAGAACAGCAGGUUAACUUCCGUAAGAAGCAGGAGAUGCAGCAGAUGCCCAACAGCAGUUCAACAAACAAGAAUGUAUCGUCCCCGCCGACGCCUUUGGCAUUCACGCCCACCUCGGUUCUACGUAAAAUGACAGCUGAUAAGGAGGAUGGAAAUAAGGAUUCCAAGAACAUAGAGGCUAACAAGUUUCAACAGGGCAGAGCUGUAGUUGGAGCCAGAAUGCAACAACAACCUCAACAGCAGAACAACCAGUGGAACAGUCAGUAUCACUCAAAACAACCGGGCCGUCCAAUUGUAAAAGCCAACGUAGGCUAUCAAAAUACUGCUCCCGAACAAUUCUUUAACGUUCAUCAACAACAGUUGUUGUUCAACCAGCAACAAUGUCGACAACAGCAGCCUGUUUCUGGAGGGCAGUUCAACCAACAUCAGAAAUCGUCUCAACAAAAUACAGCAGGCGUUUCCUCUUUGGGUUAUAUCAGUCAGUAUUCUAACCAGUCUAACCAGCAACCCCAACAGUUUCCACAGCUGACACAGCAGCAAUUGCGCGCGCAGCAUCAACAGGCACUUCCGGUAUCGACCAACACCCAGCCAGCACAACAACAACAGCCAACUCAACAGCAAAGUUGCCAGAAUUUUCCCCAACAGUCACAUCAAAACACGGCUUGGCAGCAGUUCCUCAGUGCUGCAGCAAUCAAGCAAAGUAGUCGUAACAACAGUGUUCGCAAAGAAGACGAUAGUUCCAGCACUACGGCCAAUAAAAGCAGCAGUAGUUCCACUAACCAGCUAUCCCGUUGGUUCUCGUCUGAUCUAUUGGAGAGAGCUCGAGUCGGUGAGCUACCUAGUACAGUGGGCUUGGCCGAGCAUGCUAUCAGUCUCGAGGAAAUUGAGAGACAAUCAGCGCCCCCUAUUCAUAACUAAUGUACCUGGCUUUUUACGCUGAUUGAGUGAUACAUUUCAACGAACUCAAAGAAGAUCCUGCAAGAAGUCGCUAGAGAAUACGUUUUUACAGUUGUCCACAAGAAGUAACUGAUUGUCAAUUUUUUAAUGUAACUGAUUCACAUGUAACGAAUAAAGAUAUAAAUUUUUUGAUCGUUACAAAUAAUAUGGAAAAGUGGUUUUGUUCCAAAAAAUAUAUAUUCAAAGUGGUGUCUCGUAGGGAUUUUUCGAAAAAUAGAUUAUUAUUUUCGAGUUAUAAUAAAAAAAAAAGAAUGUUCAUUUCCGGUUUGAUGUGUUUUCUGAAGAAUUUUUGUUUAAUUUGAAUGACAAAAAUGGAACGAAACCAUUUGUUGGAUAGUGAUUAAUAUAUGUUUUAAUCCUGUAUAUGUUGAAUUUGAAUACAUAUUGUAAAUCAUCGUGAACAUUUUAAAGAUUCUGAUGUUUUUUAAUUUUUAUUUGGGUUCAAAAUGUGUAGUCACAACCGAUAAAUAUUUAUUUUCAUGAUGGUUUGACUUGAACAUCUCAUCAUGACAAUUUGCUACAUUCCUCACGGGAAUUAAAGACGUAUUUGUAUAUUCCUUUUUGAAUCCAUAACCUUGUUAAUUAAGAGUGAAUCAACUUUUGUACUAUGUCCAAAUCCAAUAUUAUACUUUCGAUUUUUUUGAUACUUCACUUUUUAAAGCAGGAAAACCGUAUCUCCAUUUUUCAUGUCCUGAAUAUUGCCGUGAUUGUUUGACAAUUAAAAAUGUUUAAACUA